Molecule: messenger RNA, 4229 nt
Organism: Gloeophyllum trabeum ATCC 11539
Lineage: Eukaryota; Fungi; Basidiomycota; Agaricomycetes; Gloeophyllales; Gloeophyllaceae
Exons: 5
Coding region: 432-3308 (958 amino acids)
Cellular component (GO): cytosol
Molecular function (GO): mRNA binding
Source: RefSeq, a predicted model, not a curated record
AUCUUGCGAAGGCCUCCUGGAUGGUUUUUGCACCCCUCUGCUCAGCGCUGGCGACCCGUACCUAGCAUCGAGUCGUCAUCUAUCGUACUGUCGUCUGUUCGACACGCAUACUCGCGUCUCCCUUGGUCUCUAUCGUCUCGCUAUCGGAAUCAAAACAUUAUUUCUUCUGAAAUCGCUCUCUUGUCGACAUAUCAACCGGUUCUCUUUGACUCGUCGUCCGCGCACAGUUUAUUCUCGCCUGUUUUUAGUUGCUUUUCCCGUCACAUCGGUCUUCCUUUGUGUCUCGCUGUCGAAUAUUUACUUGUUCCGGUCGCAAAGAAGAAACGAGAAUACGCAUUAUAGAAAACGCCCAAGAACUGAAUCCACGACAAUCCAUUUCUUCACUCGCUUUGCAGCUGUCACCGUAUACGUCCGAUCACUUAUUCGCUUCCAUGUCACGCCUCGACGACUUUGAAUACCCACCCGGACUGGGCUACGCGCGCACCAACGCGGACAGAGAGCACGUCCUGCACCAGAGCAACUCGGCCUCGCUCGGGGGCUUCGGGCUGCGAGAGCGCCGGACGAGCCUCAAUGGCCUCGGCUACUCCGCGUACAAUGUGGCCGCGUCGCUGCCACGAUCCAGCGCGCUCCCGGAGCACGACUUCGGCGGCGUCGGAGCCAGUGACGCUUGGGCCGCGAUGGGUGUCACACCAAACAUGGCACGCCAGGCCACGGCCACCCAGCCGUCUUCACAGUUUCACCACAUCCCUCCCUUCAACCACCACCACCACCAGCGCUCCUCUCCCCCCUCCGUGCCCCCUAUCCCCCACAGCGCCCCCGGUGCAUACAUCAGUGCCAACGGCGCAGGCGCAGCCAGUGCGAACCUGCUGAACGGAUUGUACGCGCAGACAGCUUAUUCGGAUCGCGAACGCGACGCGUUCCUGCCACGCCAGUCUCAGCCGGUGCAGUCGUCUCAGAUACCGACGCAUUCGCCGUCGAAUUCACUCAGUCUCAGCUCUGACUCUUACGCCGCGCGCUCUACACUUUGGUGGGGCGGCCUUGAACCCUGGAUGGACGAAGAAUACGCGAAACAGGUCUGCGGCCUCAUGGGGUGGAACCCUACCGAGAUACGCGUCCCGCACCCGCCCCCUGACCCAGUCACCGGCCAGCAGGCGAACAACCCAGGUUACUGCUUCCUCACCUUUGCCUCGCCCGGUCAAGCUGCGUCUGUAUUAGGGCAGAUGAACAGCGGUGCCAACGGACCGAUGCUCAUGCCGAACUCGAAUAAACCGUUUGCGCUAAACUGGGCCUCAAACGUGCCGUCGUCCUCUCUCGCGCCAACGCACACUGCACCGAGCACUGCUCCCGCGAACGGACAGCGCUUCGAGAAGGAGUACAGUAUUUUCGUUGGCGAUCUCCCUCCAGAGGCGUCCAAUUCCGACCUCGUAGCCGUGUUCCGCAACCCUGUACUGGGACUACGGAACGACAGGGAGCCAAAGUUCGUCCGCCCCUUCCUGAGCUGCAAGAGUGCAAAAAUCAUGCUUGACCCCGUUACCGGCGUUUCGAGAGGGUACGGCUUCGUUAGGUUCACGGACGAAGCUGACCAGCAGCGCGCUUUAGUAGAGAUGCACGGUCUCUACUGCCUCUCCCGGCCCAUGCGUAUCUCGCCGGCUACCGCUAAAUUCAAGCCACCACCGUCAAUACCUGGGGCACCCCUUCCAUUCCCUUCUGCGUCUCCGACUGGCAUCACGCAGCCACAGCAAGGUGUUACUAUCGCCGUUCCUUUGCCAGCCACGAAUCCGGCCAAGAGCGUGUCUGCCCCUAUUGCGUCUAACCCCAACUCCUCUUCCGAGUCGACACCCUCGGUUGGCCACGCCUCUGUGGCAAACACUGCUUCCACAUCGGCGACAUCUCUCAAUUCUCUCUCGACCCCUUCGCUGAGCUCUGGGUCGAGCACAAGCACAUCCUUGUCAUCACUGUCGUCGGCCCCGUCUGACGACAUGCUGAGGAUGAUCGCGCAGUUUGCAAAUACUGCGGCCGCCUCGAACAAUUCCAAGCCCAGUAACGCACCGUUGAGUUCUAUCACGGCUCCCUUCGCAAUGCAGUCCCAGGACCCCUCCGAAACUGGCAACUACCAUCUCUCGGAGGAGUCGUGGAAGCACCACGCCCAAGCCCGUGCCAUCCUGAGCAAUCUUAUCGGGCCCAACGGGGAGCAACUUACUUCGAGUGAUCCAUACAACACUACCGUUUUUGUAGGUGGUUUGUCCCCAUUGAUCUCAGAGGAGACCUUGCGGACAUUCUUCGCUCCGUUCGGCGAUAUCCACUACGUAAAGGUUCCCGUCGGCAAGCACUGUGGAUUUGUGCAAUUCGUGCACAAGAAAGACGCUGAAAGAGCCAUUGAGAAGAUGCAAGGUUUCCCGAUCGGAGGUAGCCGUAUCCGUUUGAGCUGGGGCAGGAGUCAAUACAAAGCUGCACAGGCCGCUGCACAAGCCGCCCAAGCUGCUGCCCUGCAGGCGCAGAUACAGUCCCAAGCUCCACAGGCAGCGGGCUCGGUGUUGACAGCCGAGCAAGCUUUUCAGGUCCUGGAGAAGUUCGGCCUUACUGCUUUCAUCAAUAACCCUGCCGCGGUCGUUGCAGCCCUCUCGGAGAACUCUGGGAAUGGCUUCGCCAAUACGAAUGGCAAUGGCACGAGUACCAAUGGGUCGGGUGAAGAUACUCCUAGGAGUGGCAUGGACAACAUGCAGCCGCAGAGUAAUGGCAACAACGGAGUAGGGUAUUCGUUCGAUAGAUACGAUCCCAACUCGUAUGGGCCACGCAUGGACACCAAUGUGCCCCCGGCGCGGUCGUCAUUCUCGCCGUUCUCCCCGGACCCUAACCUCUUUCCUGAGGAGCUUCGGAAUAGGGACUCCUUGACUCCCUCGCGGGCUGAGCCGCUUCCUCACCCAUCCAAGAAUUACGCGCCGGGUUUCGGGCCGUCCCCCUUGCAGACGCAGGAUGCCAACGGACUUGAGAGGGGUAAUACCAAGCGUAUCUCCCCGAUUACUCCUACCUCGGCGCAUGCCAACCGACCUUCUGUGUCGCGGUUCAACUCUUUCUUGGGUGGGACCAGCACUCCAUUCGACGUCGCCCGCGCUGCGAGUCGGAGCUCUUUCCACGAGCAGGAGAGGCCGAAGGAGGCGGAAUCUCGUGAGCAUGAGCAGGACCUGAUUCAGGACCUCAACGGCACGCUUGCCAGCCUGGAUCUCGAUAACAGCCAGGGAUCUUGGAGAGCGCAGGAGGACCGGACAGGGGGCAGGAAGAGCGGCAGCCCCGGCAGGUCUCACCAAUGAGUAGGUCCGGCGAAACUGUGCUCGGCCCCGCACAGAAUCUUGAUUAUUCGGAUGUUAUUUGGCUUCCGCCGUUGCCGCAUCGCUAUGGACUUGUCACAGAUCCGGGUUCUGCCUUUCCUUUGUCUAUGUUACGACCUGAGUCCUUUCGUCACGUUUUCCACGUUAGCAUCGUCGCAUUCUCAAACCCACUAUCGGUCGUGUUUACAACAUUUUGUCGACAGUUGCGUUCGUCCUCGUCGUCUAUCCCCACUUGGUCUCCCUUUGCAAAUCGAUGGUCAGGUUUUUCUGUUUGCGGUCCUGUUCUAGCUACUUAGCACAUUUCCUGCGCCUCUCCCGUUUUGUCCGCGAAACCGCAGUUUGGUUUACCUGCCUCUCUUCAUCUCACCGCUCCGUCGUAUACGCGCCUCUUAUUCUCGGUUAAUGCACGCGAAGAAAUCGGUUUAUUACAUACGCAUUGUUUUACGUUUUGUUGUUCAGAUCUUUUCGGUAUAUAUGUUUCGUAUUGCAGUCGUCAUGUCGAGUCCUGGAUUUGUAUCGAAGUUGCAAUGUGUCCUCGGACGAUAAAUUAGAAAUCGAGAUGAAGCCCAUGCGCAUCGGACUGCAGCAAUCCUUCGUCUUGAGAUUUGAAUAGUUGGUAGCGGCGCAGGUCUUGGAAUGUAGGAAACCGUCAAUCGAUGUCGGCGACGGAAGACGGUUCCCAAGAGGCCUGAGCUCCAGUCUCGAACUGGCUGACGAGCGUGGUCUUGGGGGAACGUAGUUCGUCCAGCAACAAGGUGCUAGGGCGCCUCCUCUGCCGCUUCUAUAUCCUCUGCCCUGACGACUACUUCUUCCACUGCAUCGCCGGGAGUAUCAUGGUCGUUCUGACCCUGUUCUGACCCAGCGACACUCUUAUCCUUGGAGUUGCCCGUAUGGAACUUCCUC